Phlebotomus argentipes is the source of this 4135-nucleotide messenger RNA. Its product is annotated as USP6 N-terminal-like protein. The coding region runs from base 240 to 2702 and encodes 820 amino acids. Lineage: Eukaryota; Metazoa; Arthropoda; Insecta; Diptera; Psychodidae. The transcript is spliced from 8 exons. The record is from RefSeq and is a predicted model, not a curated record.
GUGAGUUUUUUUUUGCUCGUGCUGGAGAAAUUUACAAUUGCAAACAAUUUACGAGGUGUCGUGGGGUUUCGCCUGAUUUCCUGCGUGACAGCCAGUCGAAGUGGGACGCGCGUGAGUGACGCGUGAGUGCACGAGAGCGUUUUCACACUCAACGCCAGUCUCGUGGGAAAGGCGAGAGAGCAUCACGCGAGCGGCGCAGCAUGUAAAAUGGUUGGGAUGUCCAAGUGAAGUGGCCGGAAAUGGCGUCCAGUGGCGGCAAGAGCAAUACUGAUGAGGAGGCGCUCGUGGCGCGAGCCAAUGAGGAGCGCGAGAAGCUCUUCCAGCGCUACGAGCGCGGUCGAGAGCCCGGAGCUGAGAUUGAUCCGUGGGAGGAUCCGGGAUUCGAGGUUUACCACCAGACAGAUCGCUAUGGAUUCAUUCACGAUCGCCGUCUGCCGCAGAAGGUGAAUCCCAAUGAGGCAAAGGCGCGCGCCAUUGAGCUGGAGCGCGUGAAGAAGUGGCUGAAGAUGCUGAACAAGUGGAAUAGCCGUGAGACGGGCGAGAAGCUGCACAGUCGCGUGUACAAGGGCAUUCCGGACAAGCUGCGGUCGCGUGUGUGGGUGAAGCUGCUGAAUUUGGAGCAGGUGAUGGCGGAGCAGAAGGAUGUGUACAAGAAUAUGCUGCGCCUGGCGAGGCAGUGCUCAACGGAGGCGCGUCAGAUUGAUUCGGACGUGAACAGGCAGUUCAGGGAGCAUCUCUUCUACCGCGAGCGGUACAGCAUAAAGCAGCAGAGCCUGUUCAACGUCCUCACGGCGUACAGCAUGUACAACAUGGAGGUGGGCUACUGUCAGGGCAUGUCGGGUCUGGCGGGUGUGCUGCUCAUGUACAUGGACGAGGAGGAGGCGUUCUGGGCGCUGAGUGUGCUGCUGGCGGACAAGAAGUACGCCAUGCACGGUCUGUACAUUGAAGGAUUCCCAAAGUUGACACGCUUCCUGGCGCAUCAUGACAAGAUCAUCGCGAAGUUUCUUCCAAAGGUCAAGAAGCACUUUGAUCAGUUCAACCUUGACUCCAUUCUUUACUCUCUCAAGUGGUUCUUUGUCAUCUUCGUCGAGCGAAUUCCCUUCAGUCUCUGCUUGCGCGUGUGGGACAUCUAUCUGCUGGAUGGUGAGAAGGUGGUGACGGGAAUGGCGUACACAAUUCUGCGACUGCACAAGAGCAAGAUCCUGAAGCUGAAGGACAUGGACUUGAUUGUGCAGUACUUGCAGGUGCAGCUGCACACGGACUUUGGCUAUGACGAUGACAAUGCCAUCAAGACGCUGGAGCACUGCAUGGAGGAGCUGAAGAAGAGCAAGAUGGAGCUUCCGCCACCGCCGGGACCCAAUGAAUUGCCAAAGCGUCCAUUCGGCGAAUUCCGCGAGCCGAGCAUCGAGUCAAAGAUUGGCAGACGGAAGUCAAUCUUCUCAGACACUGAGCGGGAAGUGACGGACAAUGUGAUUUUGCGGCGUGAGUUGACACAGCAGGAAAUUGCGGAAUCGCGCCUGUCUGAGGGUGCGAUUGGUGGAUCAAAUAGUCAAUUAAAUACCGUUCACGUGGCUGAAUCGGAGGAUGGCGGAUCACUGGGUUUGGGCAGCUCGAGGAAAUCCCUGGCAGACACUUCAGUGACUUCCACAGCGGAUUUGAGCAUCUUCUCGGGUGGUCAGAGAUCUCAUCAGGCAUUCGACAUUUACCACCAUCAGGACGACACACAAAGUCUACACACCGAAGGCGGUGGCAUCGUUGAGGAUGAGGACGAAAGCAGUCCUGGGUCUGGCUUCUGCUCGCUCAGCAUCGUGGGACGCACGCCCUCGUCCAUGAUGAUCACGCCGACGCCACGCGCCAUCUCGCCGCAGGACAUUGUGCGGAUCUACGUGCCGCCGCCGCCGCCGGAGGAGGUGAACGGCGGCGGCGUGCAGCUGCCGGGCACGGUGGCGGAGGUGCACAGGAAGAGGGACUCAGUGGUGUCCGGCGAAGUGACGCCGAUCAGGAACUCAGCGCUGUACAGGUCGGAGGAGGAGUUGGCGCAGACGCUGCGCGAGAUCGAGAACGGGCGCCACUCGUCGUCGUCGUCGCGGCGGGGCAGCAUGAGCCGGAAGUCGCCGUCGUCGGCGCUGGAGUCAGAGUUUGUGAUUGAGUGCAGCCACAUGAAGGCGAAGGAGAGGGGCGCGGUGGUGGCCAAUGGGCAGCGCGCCAUGACGUCGUUCGAGGAGUUGGCCAGGAAGGAGCAGGAGCGACAGCGGGUGAUCGUGGGCAUUGACAAUCGCAUGUCGCGCAGUGAGAACAGCCACGUGCGACCGGCGUCGGAUGAGGAGGAGUUCAGCUACAGCUACUUCUCGUCGCGCCCCAAGGAUGACAGAUUCGCGAGUGACUGCAAUAUUCAGUACAGAGCGCUGCCGUCGUCGUCCAGCAUCGAGUACAAGUCCCUGCAUCAGCGCCUGCAGCCGCUGGGCGCCGAUGAUGACGAGGAGGAGGACGACGACAGGCAGAAAAAGUCAUCGGAUGACAGCUCUUCUAGUCCCAAGUCGCUGCUCGCGACGCCAGUCAAUGAGAUGGUGCCUCUGCUGAUGGCCGGAUCGCCGCCGAACGACCAGAGGAACGCGUACGAGUAUCCGCUGAAGCACAGAAGCCACCAUGGCGCCCCGGAGGCCAACAAGAUCCGCAUCACGAUCCAGCAGAAGCAGAAUUGAGGCCGGCCGAGUGACCAGGUGAGCAGCUCUCCUUGUGGCGUGUUUCGCGCACUCUUAGCUCUCGGCAUUCAUUGAACCGUCGAGCGAGAAUGGGGCUCAAAGUCACGCCUCCGUGACAUGAUGUUGUUGAGAAUUUCGUAUUGCACAAUUUAACGAGAGGAGAAAGAGAGGAUUUUUGAUUUUGGAUUCUAAAUUCAUAGAAUUAAUAUAUUGAGAAGUCAAAGGAAAACACAAACUGUGGUCAUUAAUAAUAAUGCUGUGCUGAUAUUGAAAUUGAAUUCAAUAGGAGAGAAUCUCAAUCCAACUUAAAGAUCAAGGAUUACUAAAUUGGUUUGUGUCUUGAAUAUCAAGAUUUCAAAAUAUCGCCAUUAAAUCGAAGUUGGCAUUAUUCAUGACAGAUGUUUUGACUUCAGAAUAUUGUUUUUCACUUUAAUUGUGCAAUUACUGUAUUUUUUUUUGGUAGGAAAGAAAGAAAGCAAUUUAUUUAUUUAUCCAAAGACGCGAGAAAACAAAAAAAAAGAAACAUUUCCAUCGACGUUCAAUGAAGAAUUCUUCUUGACAAGAGAGAGAAUCAGAAAUUCACGCAAGCGCGCGCAACACACACAAGAUGUGAAGAAGAACAUUCCAGAAGGUGUUUUUUGAGAAAUUCUCUUUGUAGUGUGUAAUUAACAAUUUUAGAUACUCCAAAGCAAUUAGAAUUGGUCCAAUUUUUGUAUUUUAUGUGUUCAAAGAGCAGAAUUUAGGCGCAAGCGCGGAAGAAGAUUGGAAUUUGUGCAGAGAAGAAUAAGAAGAAUCUUGUUUGAAAUAUUUUUACCUCAAGUGAAAAUGGACAAUUUGUUUAAUUGAUAAGCGAUAUGAAAAUAAAAUGGAAUCUCACACAUGUUUUUUUUUUGAACUUUGUAUUAAUGUCGCAACCAAAAUGAGUAUUUGUCUUUAUAUUUUUUAACUAUUAAGAAUUCACCAAAUGAAAAACACUGAAGAUGAAAUAACGUUGGAACAUUGAAGAUAAUCUUGUAAGAAAAAUAAGUGAAACAUAAUAGCAAAAUGGGUAGAAAAUCACAUGAUUAUAUCAAAGUUUAGUGUUAGGGAAAAAAAAUGUAAAGAUAUUAAGUCUCCUCUUAGAAGUAGAAAGCAUCUCUGUAGUUCUUUUAUUUUCUUUCUAAUUUUCAUCCCUUUUUUCUGUGAAAAAAAAUAAAGCAACAAGAAGAUACUUUUUCACAUGCGCCACUAUUUUUCUUUUCUUUUGUCUUGUAUAAAAAGAAAGGACACUUUUCUUGUAAAAUGUAAAUAAAUUGUGUGGAAGACUUUCAAGUCACACUUCGAUGGUGUUAAUUCACCCAAAAUCCAUCCAUUGAAGCACUCUCUCUCUGAACAUAAGUUUUCUCUCUAAAUGCAUAGAAAAAGAAGAAAAAAAAAACUACGAGAUAAAGAGU